Molecule: messenger RNA, 1130 nt
Organism: Zymoseptoria tritici IPO323
Lineage: Eukaryota; Fungi; Ascomycota; Dothideomycetes; Mycosphaerellales; Mycosphaerellaceae
Exons: 4
Coding region: 1-957 (318 amino acids)
Molecular function (GO): protein binding
Source: RefSeq, a predicted model, not a curated record
AUGGCGCUUGAAAAGCCCGCCCACCAAGGCAUCUUCAGUCUACCAAACGAAAUCCUCCUGAACAUCUUUGGUCUCUUUCGGACAGACAAACUCGUGGUCUUCGCGCGAACAUGCCGACACUUCCACUCUCUCAUCCUCCGCCUCCUCCACAGUCGCAUGCAGGCGGCGACCGCGUUAGACGGACACACUCUAUACCUCGAAUGCUACCCACCUUUCGCAAAAUGGACCACGUCCAAACUCUUCUGUGCAUACUUGGGGACCGACGGCUUGCAAGAGUUGACCGAUGAGCUCCAGCAAAGCGGCGGGAGGACAGGGCAUUCCAAGAGGAUGGGAGAGCUGUUUUGCCGAUUUCGCCCGAGUAAUAAAGAGCCCGACUGGACGAAUAUACGUCGACCACAUCCCGCGGGCGACAUUCCAGGCACGAGAACGUACAUGUCGCAGGAUCAGAUGGCGGCCGAGACUGCGAAGCUCCUUGACCGGCAGACCGCCGUCACUACGACGAUCACCGUCGACGCCCAUGAUCUGUUCUCGCAACUCUGCACGGACGUGUGCGACGGAACGAUUCGGGUGUGGCGGGACUGGCUGUCACGGCAGUGUGAGACGAAGCGAUGGACAGACGGCGAAGCGAUCAUCGUACAUCAUGAUAAUCGGGAAUCGCGAGGCGCUGCGCAAGCUACGGCUGGUUAUAUCGAUCCGCGCAAAGACCCUUCGAUUCUCUGGAUCAACACUGUUCGCGAGCAAGUUGGCAUCAAGUUUAGAGUGAAAGAGCAGACGUGGCGCCGCGAACCUCCUGUAGCGUUCGGCAGCGAGGCUGAGAUGCCCGUUAGCUAUCGUGUCGAGAUGGAAGAGGUUCUUGUUCGAACGUCGCACUUGCUUCUGAAGAUGGAAGAGGCUCGAGAGCAGAGUCUGAAUUAUGGCGGCAAGGCGAUCAUCUUUGGAUCGUAUAUUCAGGAAUGAGAGAUCACGUUGUCGAUGCGGGAUACGUUCUCACGCGUCGCUUCCUUUGAUGUGAUCACAAGAUCGCUCAAGUAUACUCGACUUGGCAUCAACCUGGAAAGAGUCAAUUGGGCACGAGGAAGAUUAAGAACGCGCCUCUCGGCAACGAAUCGAAUAUGAACAUUUCGAUGCAA